UAUAGUUUUAUUAAAUUAUGGUUUAGAGGAUUCAUGCCUUGGUUCUAUAACGAUUUUUUGUUCUCAUUAUCGCCGCAAGGGAGAAAGCAGAAAAACAUUUUGAAAAUAUUGCAUGGAUUUACGGAAAAAGUCAUCGCGGAAGGAAAACUUUAUCACGAACGCACCAAUGGUCGAUAUUUGAAAAAUCUUGAAAAUGACAAAGAGACAGAGAUAGAUGUCGAAGUAUUUGGAAUUAAAAAAAAGCGGCUAGCCAUGUUGGAUCUCUUAAUAGCGGCAUCUCAAGACAAUUUGUUGACUGAUUUGGACAUCAGAGAAGAAGUCGAUACGUUUAUGUUUGCGGGUCACGAUACUACAGCGAUGAGUAUGACCUUUGCUUUAUUACUAUUAGCUGAACACAAAGAUGUCCAGGAACGUGUGAGGGUUGAAGUCGAUACCGUGAUGCAAGAGAACGGAGGGAAACUUAUCAUGAAAUCGUUGCAAAAUUUACCAUAUUUAGACAGAUGUUUAAAGGACGCUAAGUGGCAUGCGCGAUGGAAGAUAUUAACACCUGCAUUCCAUUUCAAUAUAUUGAAUCAAUUUGUUGAUAUUUUGAUCAAGGAAAACGAUUGUAUGACAAAAUCUUUAAAUGGUGUCAAAGAGACAAUUGUAAAAGAUUUAGCAUCAUUUAUUAAACAUAUGCUAGACGCCAUAUGCGAAACUGCCAUGGGAAUCUCUCUGCGAAAACUCAAUGAGUUCCAGCAACAGUAUCAAAAUGCGGUUCACGACAUAAUCGAACUGAUAUUUUAUAG
Molecule: messenger RNA, 788 nt
Organism: Formica exsecta
Lineage: Eukaryota; Metazoa; Arthropoda; Insecta; Hymenoptera; Formicidae
Product: cytochrome P450 4C1-like
Exons: 7
Molecular function (GO): iron ion binding; monooxygenase activity; heme binding
Source: RefSeq, a predicted model, not a curated record